Labeo rohita (rohu) is the source of this 1764-nucleotide messenger RNA. RefSeq lists its product as uncharacterized. The transcript has 5 exons. The coding region runs from base 1 to 1764 and encodes 587 amino acids. Lineage: Eukaryota; Metazoa; Chordata; Actinopteri; Cypriniformes; Cyprinidae. The record is from RefSeq and is a predicted model, not a curated record.
AUGCAGCCCAAGCCGUCUCCACCUGAGCCUGGUUGGUACUUCCGACAGAGGAUGUUCCUGUGGGCACCAAUGAGGAUGUGGGGCAUUCCUCUUAAGUGCCCACAAUGUGGCCGGAAGAUGCACCAUUCUGGUAUCUACCCAAAGGUCAGGGAGGUGAUCGACAUGGAUAGCCGCUACUACCUGGUGGGUGGGGACUAUCCGCGUUGCAGUGCAUGCAAGUUGCCUGUAUGCCCAUGGAGCCAGGAUGUCCUUUCACAACUGGAUGUGGCACACAGGACCCUGUUUCCAGCAGUACUGACCACUCAGCUAGCCCUGGACAGGAAAUGUGUGACCUUCCUCAGGCCAAGGACGAGCGGCAACAGUUCCUCUUACUUCCAGUCAGCAGUAGAGGAAGUCCACAGUGAGGAGUGGGCACGACGGACCAUCCAGUACCUUUCUGACUGUGAGCAUCAUUUGAGAAAGGUUGCCCUGGUCCAAUCUGCAGCGACACCUGCCUUUUCUGCACCUGCACCCUUCAAGCCACUUCCACUCGCCCAGUGGUUUGAGACUGUCCACUCCAAUGACAUCCUCAGCCAUCUGGACGAGAUGAAGGGGGUGAUUACCUCCACCUAUGGCCGAAUCCUGAAGAUGGAUUCUACAAAGAAGAUCACCAAAAAGUUGGCUGGUGGCAUUGGGGACACGGCUGCUUGGAUGACCAACAUUGGGAAUGAGCUCGGCCAGGUUCUGAAUAGUGUUCUGACAACAGCUGAAGGCGCAGGACUGGAGGAGCUGUGCCAGGGUGUUGUGAAACGCUACCAGAAUGCCGGCGAGCCAGAGCCUGAGGUCAUCUAUGUUGACCGGGAUUGCUGCAGUCAAUCAGGUGCACCUGCGGUGCUAAAACUUUUUCGGCCAUGGAAGUCUAUUAUAAGGCUAGAUAUUUUCCAUUUUAUGAGAAGAUUCAACUGUGGCCUUACUACAGAGCACCACCCUCUCUAUGGUACCUUUUGUUCAAAACUUUCCUCCUGUAUCUUUGAAUGGGAUCAGGAGGAUGUGAAAGAACUUAAGGCGGCCAAGAGAGGGGAGUGGAAGAGCAGCCAUGGUGGACAGACUCCCACUGAGGCACAGCUCAUGGCCAGCAUCAGCCCAGGUGAACUGGCGAAGCACUGUAGGCGGCGGACGCGCAAGGCUGAGGAGAUCCGAGCCAUGAUUUCAGGGCUGCUGGAAUCAGUGUGGGAGCUAUCUGACACUACAGGGCUUCGCCUGGUUAACCCUGACAGCAUGCACCAUGUUUGGGAGAUGCAACAAAAACACCUCGAGUGCAUCCAGGACCCUCCACAUGUAGAGUUGUACACAAAGACGGGGACACUCCAGAAGGGUGGAAAAGUCCUAAACGUGCUUAGGUGUGGCAGGGGAUCAUCAUCACUGGAGAGUUUUCACCGUCACCAGUGUGCCUUCAUUCCUGGAUGGAGAUGCAAUGCCAUGCACACACAAAUGUACAUGUUGGAGGGGGCCUCGAGGUGGAACAUGAGCCGGGCAAAAGAAGCUGUAUCUGUGGUGGGGGCCUCAACCCUCAGGACAUUUGAUGUCUGCUUAAUGUCUCAUUUAAACAACCUGAGCCAACGGGUCCUUGGUUGCAAUUUGAUGCCAGAAUUCACUCAUCCAGGAAAACCCACUGGGGAGCGCAUUGCAGUGGAGUACUUGUUGGCCCAGUCCAAUAGAGGUGACCAGUUGAUUGCACACCAGAAUGACAUGCCUGAAGUCCCCCCCAGAGGAGCCCGAAGAUGA